This is a messenger RNA of Cajanus cajan (pigeon pea), 1233 nucleotides long. RefSeq lists its product as uncharacterized. Lineage: Eukaryota; Viridiplantae; Streptophyta; Magnoliopsida; Fabales; Fabaceae. The record is from RefSeq and is a predicted model, not a curated record.
CUCAUCUCAUUAACUACUUGCAAGCAUAGCAACCUACCCUUCCCCUCUCUCCCUCCACCAACUUUCCCUUUAAAACAUUUCACCCCAUAAAUUCUCCAUCACACACAAUCCAUUCCUCAAUUCCCCAAACCAAACACGCCCUCACGCGCUUCCCCGCAAAAUGGAGGCUCGCCGGAGGAUAACGCUUUACGACCAAAUGACAGCUACCAACACCACCACCACCACCACCACCUCCAGAGACUCGCUAGCCAGCCUCAUGCUGGACGACGUCGUUUUCAAGAAGACCCAAGCCCAAGCCCAAGCCCAAGCCGAAGCGAGCCGAAGCCGGACUCUCCAAGACAUAAUUCGCGAAGAAGAGACUAACCACGGCGCCAAGGAUCGGAACUCAUGGAAAGCCUUCAAGGAUAAGCUUCGGCUCAAGCGCGCUCUCGGCUCGGCUUGGUCCUCCUCCGCCGCUAAUACUAAUAACGACGACGACGACGACGAUGAAGACGAUAGUAACAACAUUAACGGCAACGGAAACGGAAACGGAGACGGAGACGGAGACGGAAACUUACCUGCUCAGUCGGAGGCGCAGAACGACGUCGUUGUGGGCGUGUCGUUGAUGGAUUUGUUGGAGGAGACGACGGAGCAGGAAAUGGAGUUGUGCAGAGCCAGCGAUGAGGACGAGGGUUAUGUUGAUGAUGAUGAUGAUGAUGAUGAUGAUGACGUGGAGGAGUGUAAAUACAAGAAGGGAGAAGCGGAAGAAGAGGGGAAAGAGGGUUUGGUGGAGUACAAGUGCUGCGUCUGCAUGGUGCGGCAUAAGGGCGCGGCUUUUAUCCCCUGCGGACACACCUUCUGCAGAACGUGUUCCCGCGAGGUUUGGGUCACCAGAGGGAAUUGCCCUCUUUGCAAUAAUUUGAUUUUGGAAAUUCUUGAUAUCUUCUGACCUGAUCGAAUAAACAAAAGCUUGAAGUACAGUGAAAAACACACAGAAGGGGGAGUUGAAUGUGUGUGUAUGAAGGAUUUUAAAAACGUUUUUGCAAAGGUACUAAUUUUCGUUAGAAAAUAAUGGUUCAGCUGCGUAAGGAAAGUGCAAGGUUGAUUAAAAGGAACUAUGCGUCCGAAGUUCUAUCGUCUGUUCAAAAAAUGAUUUUCUCAGUUAAACAAAUAUGAGUUCGUCUAAAUAUUAUUUAGAAGAUAGAUAGCAGUAGAGGAAGUUUUUCAAAGUGAUGAGUCAAUAUAAGUGAAACU